Messenger RNA from Brassica napus (rape), 822 nucleotides. RefSeq lists its product as uncharacterized. The transcript has 2 exons. Lineage: Eukaryota; Viridiplantae; Streptophyta; Magnoliopsida; Brassicales; Brassicaceae. The record is from RefSeq and is a predicted model, not a curated record. The coding region runs from base 187 to 714 and encodes 175 amino acids.
CCGGAUAUUUGCUCAAGAAGCGAGUUACAUAUUAAAAGCAAUGGACAAGUUCCCGUUCCGAUAUUCAGAUUAUCUUCAGAAAAAAAGUCGGUGUUGUUCAACUGGGUGACAUCAGAAGUGAAGUUCCCCGAUGGGUAUGUUUCGAAUCUCUCUAGAUGUGUUGAAAAGGGUCAAAAGUUCUCCGGAAUGAAGAGUCAUGAUUGUCAUGUCUUUAUGCAACGACUACUGCCCUUUCCAUUUGCGGAGCUACUUUCAACAAACGUACAUGAAGCACUUGCAGGUAUUGGAGUAUUUUUCAGUGAUCUGAGCAUACGCACUCUUAAAGAAGAAGUUGUAGAACAGCUUCAGGAGAACAUUUCCAUCUUAUUGUGCAACUUGGAGAAGAUAUUUCCUCCCGGAUUUUUUGACGUCAUGGAGCAUCUAGCUGUCCACCUCCCAUAUGAGGCAUUGCUUCGUGGACCUGUACAUUAUGGAUGGAUGUAUCAGUAUGAGCGAGCCAUGAAAUAUUUGAAGGGAAAAGCAAAGAACCUCGCCAAAGUUGAAGGUUCUAUAAUUGCUGGAAGUUUGACGGAAGAAGUUUCUCACUUCACAUCGUACUACUUUGCGUCAAAAGUAUGUACCCGGAGAAGAGCUCCAAGAAGAUAUGAUGAUGGUGGUGUUGCGCCAGCAUAUGCAGUUGCUGGUGUUCCAGACAUCUUUAGCCAGAUUGGGUGACUCGGUGGGAAGUCUAAAGAGGUUUGGUGGUCGAGUCAACAAGACGCUCAUAGUGCACACACAUAUUCUAAUCAAUUGCGAGGAUCCAUUGAUGCGUUAUUUUGAAAG